GUAAGAUUUUGCGAAGCUGAGAUUGGUGAGGGAAAACCGACGGAUGAACAGUUCUCUGAGGACAUUUUGACGACCAAGUAGGGAUAGUUUCGCUGUGGUUUUAGAGAGAAAAAAGCCAUUUCCUGUCGAUAUUUCAUGUACCAGAUCACAAGCUCGUCAUUGAAGAAUGGAGCAGAAUGUUGAUGUAUACAUAAAAUAUGCAGGUCAGCAAUGAGUCAUGGAGAAGUCGACUUGAUAUUGAUCAAGCUCUCUGCCUGUGUCAGGUUGUAAAACACUCCAUUCAGAUUUGCUGAUCUUGGACUGAACCCAGAGUCAUAUUGCUCAGAACUUAGUCAUCGUGUUUCACCAAACUUUCGUUGGCUACACUUGAAAAUUUUAACGUAGCUGUGCCGUCAAAUACACAAUUGAACAGGCAAUACUACUAAGAGUAAAAUUGUCAGAUGCAUCAACCGUAAUUACAAAAGUGAUAUUUUUUAGGAUUGAGACUUGAUAGCAUUGAAUGGACAAAAGUUACCAUGCUAUUGAUUAUAUCCAUUGAUUUUUGUGAAUGAGACAAAAUGUAAACUUUGAUAUUUAUAGUGAGUUGAUAAACAAUGGGAAGUAACCCUUCAAGUCAUAGGGACUCCGGUGAGUCCGCGAGAGAGGAAGGAAGCACUGCAAGGGAUCAUUCAAGCACCAUGUAUCCCACUUCACUUCAUGGACACCUUGGAGAUGAGGUCUUAGAACCUCCAAGCCAAACAUUGCCAUCUCCUGCAAAAGUGGACAAAGUGAAAAAGAAGAAGCCCCCAAGCUUUUCCUCCCUAAAGAGGAGAAUUGUGAGAAGAAAGACUGCUGGUAAGUUUCAGGAUCAUGCUCGUUCUAUACGGGAUCUCAUAGUAACAUGGAAUCCUCUGGAUGUUUGCUCCCUUAUCGAGGAAUAUGAUGCUCUUGCAGCUCUCAAGGAGAUCACCAUUCAGACAGACUUGGCUAGGACAUCAGCAUCACCACUGAAAAAUGAUCUGUUGCAGCUUUUUAAUAGUAAAAACUGUGCGGAUGUGAAUUUGCUUUACAAAGGAUCAACAUUCCCAGCUCAUCGUGCCAUACUUUCUGCGAGAUGCAGUUUCUUUAGAGAACUCUUACGGAGAAACCCUACGGUAGGUGCAGAGGUUCCAGUGGACCUUGGUUGGUCAGGGGUAACAGUGAACAUGUUUGCUUCAUUACUCAGAUACCUGUAUACGGGAGAGUUCAACACCCAAGAUUCGCAAUUAGAAAACUUUGAUGUAUUGAUCCGAUUAGGAGAGCGAUUUGGAACACCGAAUGCACUUGAGCAUGACUUCAGGAUGUUACUGGAUACAGGCAAUUAUGGAGAUGCUGCACUUGUGUUUUCUUGCGAUACUGAAUCAGUUGGAGUAACUCGUGCUGUGGAGGCAUCGAGGACAUCUGUUGGGAGUUCUGUUAAGUGCCAUAAAGCUAUCUUGUCCGCAAGAUCACCAUUCUUUCGGAGUGUUCUCCAGAGGAGACACCAGCAGAGCAGUGACUCUACUACAAGGACGUUGCCAAGCAUUACACCCAUUGUUCUUGAUGAGUCAGUCAUACCCAAGAAGUAUGUUCAUGUACUGUUGUAUGCCCUUUAUCAGGAUGUAGUGGACUUAAGCCUUGUCUUGCCAGACAGUCCUAGUGUUGGAAGCCUUGGAGAAGCCCAAGCUAUGGCAUCAGGAAGGACACCACUUACCAAGGUGGAGCAGGCCAUGGAGUUGUAUCAGAUUGCAAGAUUCCUUGAUUUUGCAACUAUGGCUCAUGCUUGUGAGGACAUCAUAGCACGGAGUAUCACCACAGAGAACCUUGUCUCCAUCUUAACUUGGAGUCUAGAACCUCAUGGAUCUCACUGGGUACAUCGGCAGGCUCAGCAGUAUCUACAGGAGGAGUUUGCUGCUGUGGCUGCGUCUCCGGUCCUCUUUGAGCUCCGGGAAUCACAACUCAUUAUGGCUCUCAAAUCGGAUUUUCUUCAGGUUGCAGAAGCAGAUAUUUUGAAAGCAGUAGUAAGAUGGGGAGAAUACCAGCUCAUAAAGAGAAUGGAAGAAAGAGAACCGAAUCUAGUGAGCCACACCCAACACAGUGUGAGUAGGAAAGGCAUCAAGAGAAGAGACCUGGAUACUGGUGAAUUAAGAGAGAUCAUCAGUAGUCUACUACCACUUGUCAGACUGGAACAUAUCAUUCCCAGGGAACAUGAGGCUUUAACAAGUGCAGUGAAGAGAGGUCUGAUCCCCACCCCGCCCUCUCACAUGCUCUCUGGUGAUGAACUAGCCAAGUUUAACCCCUGGGUGAGGGGGAAGGGCAGACGGUUCUACCCUAGACCAAGGUUAUUCACUCCGUAUGUAGAGGAAGCCAAGUGUUUCCUGGAGGAGCCAGUGGUAUCAGACAUGGAGUCGGACCAGAGAGGAAUACGUAUGUCUUAUGUGCCUGAUGCUUUAUACAUGCUGGAGGAGAGAGGAGGGGGAUGUUCAGACCGAUGGGUUAGCAGGGUCAGGCAAUACCCUCCCUCUGUCAUUGCUGGCUCAUUCCCAGCUCCUGAUGAAGCUACUGUGAAGGCAAUGCGAGCCAGGGAGAAAGAGCUUCAGCGCUCCGUCACAGCUAAAAGGGCAUAUUCCCUACGAUGUACAGAUCAUGCGGCUGUUACACGGGAACUCCAUACCCGGGUGGUCAGAGAAUUUGGUUUCCCAGAUGAAGCUGUAGAGGUGUUCGAUAGCCCCGCAGAAGGUGGAGACUACGAGGGCCAGGGAUCUGGGGGACUGGAUGAUAGUGAUCUGGAGGUCUUUGGACGGAUGUGGAACGAUCUACCAGAUCUUCAUCAUCGUCAUGAGCCUGCACAUCAUACCGAGGCUACCGCUACUCCUGAGGUGAUGCCCAUGCUGAGUGAGAUCAUGCCAGACAUUGCUAUCCCAUCAGCCCCGGACUUGACCAUUGCCAUGGCUCCACCGGUCAACCAGAUGCUGCUACGAGAACCACAACUCGGGGAUGACCGCCGGCGGCAUGGAAGGGAGAAGGGCAAGGGUGGGAAGAGCGAGAGUAGCCAAACAAAAGUUUAGUUCUCGUAUUAUCUUGACAUUGAGUUUUAUGAUAGUGUUCAAGUGAUUUUAAAUUGUAGUCCCAAAGGUAGGUUAUCAUGUACCCCUGCAAAUCCUUGCGUUACAUUAAGCAACAUACAUUAAGGAGAAAACAGGAGGAAGAAAUAAACAUUGAGUGUCCCUUUCCUGGAAUUUGCUUUACGUUGCCACAUGCCCCAUUAAUAUCCAUACAAAUUGAUUCUUUAUUUCAUUGUUUAUCCUUGGGAGAUCUCUAACAAUUAUUAAAGGCAACAUUUUAUCCUCAUAAUCCAUUUAAUGACCCUUUUUAUUCUCAUUCUAAAAACUCAAGAUUUAAUGGUAAACAAUUUGCUAGAUAUAAUACUUAUAAGAAAUCAGUAUUGAUAUUUUAAAAAUUGCAAUGAAUAUUAGUAAAAGGGUACUCAAAAUUAUAUUGUGGAUUCAAACUAAAGUGAGUAUAAUGGUGAAAGAGUACUUAAUAAUCCAGCUGAUAUUGAACCAGUGCCAAAUAUGCAAUACAUGCAUUUUAUAUCAUACAUUGUAUAUCACAGGUGACAGGAAAUUAUUAAAACAUCUCACUUCUUACCUCACUUAGUGAAGAUAUUCUACUUCUCCGUAGUAUGAUCCUUCUUUACAUUUGAUUAUUUGUUGUGUUUUUUGUUGUUGUUUUUAGAGAGAUAAGUUUAAUGUUUACUGCAUGGAAAUAGAAAAAAAAGGUUUGUUGACAAUAUUUUAUAAUGGGAUGUUUUCUUCAAUAUAUUUUGUUCUAAUUGUCAUAACUUGUCAUUCAGAAUUAGAUGUCAGUUGUAUGAUAUAGCUGAGUAUUUUCUGAUUGUUAUUUUUAAUGCUGAAAAUGGAAUGCAAAUGUCAAUACUUCGAUAAUACACUCAUGUUCAUACAUUCAUGAAAAGCAGCAUGUUUUUAAUGUGAUUUGUGCAAUUUUCUCUUUGCAUUUUUCAUUCCUAUUAUAUGUUAAUCUAGUGAAAAGGAAAAGAAAAUGAGACAUCUCAAGUUUUUGUAUAGGCCUACAUCUACACCAAGGUUUGUUUUACUUUAAUAUAUGUUCAUUGUCAAAAGACAUUCAUUGUAUUUCAUAGUAAUAUUUUGAUAUCAGCCAUCACAAGGGCACUAGUUUGUGGUAGAAAGCGAGGUAAGUUUUAAAAAUGCUAAAACAGCAAGAACUAUUUAGCACUGGGCUCUGUUGGUGUUCUCCUGAACUGUUGUAUGUCAAUCUGACAGUGCAAACAACAUUUCUAGAAAAUUGAGGUUAAACUGUACCUUACAAUAUAUUGUCGCUGUUUGUCUCCAACCAUCUAUCAUAGCUUUUCAGUUCUUGAAAAAAAAAUGUGAUAGGGAUAUCUGUGACCAUUUAUAAACUUUUGUGUCUUUAUUUCCCCCCCCCCCCCUCAAGUCCUGCGAUGAAAAUCUUUCCAUAUCUCUGAAACUUGAAAAAAAUACAAUGUUGAUAAAACUUCUGCUCUGAUUUUCCGACAUAAUUUCAAAAUGAAUAUUUGGAACCCAAUUGAAUAAUUACGAUGGUUCCCAACAAUAUGAGAUAAAUGAUGUGAUGAGAAGAUUGAAGAUAAUGGGAGAGUAACCAAGGUAGACGAAUUGUGGAUGAUUCCUCCUGCAAAACAACAUUAAGAGUAUUGUAAAUUUACUGAGCUGCAUUUUCUAAUGGGUUGAGGGAUUCACUCAGACAAGCUAGAUUCGAUAGUAAUAUAAAUCAGCUAUUUCUGUACACUGUUGCCUAGUGACAGUGAUGUGUUGUGAUUGUGAGCAUAUUUCUUGUAAAAAUUCAAUGAGAAUUCUUUUUUUAAAAUCAUACUUUGUCCUAGUUGGUUAUAUCAUGAAAGAUGUAAGACGCUGUUAUCUAGUCUUUCCUGUCAUUGUAUCCUUCUCUUGGAAUGAAUAUAAUUGUAUAAAUUUGUUACAUCACCAAGAAGGCAUAAAACUAAAGGGGUGUCACACAAGAACCUUUUAGCGAGCGUCUGCUGACAUAUGUCAGGCAAGUCAUUUUAUCAAUUGCUCUAAUUUCUGGAGAAUAUCAAGAACCUGAUAUCAGUGAAUUGUUUCUUUUUAUCGAUUUUUUUUCUAAGAGAUGGAUUUGAAAUGAUAAAAUGGCUUGCCAUUGUUAUAUCGGCAUAUACUGUAUACAUUAUUUUAGUGGGUGUUUCAUAAAGCUGUUUGAAAGUUAUGAAUGACUUCAUGAAUGAUUCAUGAUCCUAUUUGUGAUUGCAUUUAAGAAUAGACUGGAUAAGCAUUGGGAGAAGAUUGCCUAUGACUUUGAAUGAUUUUCGAUUCUUGUGUGUUUCCAUGGAAUUUUUUCACUGACUACAAUACCCCUGCCACCCCUCCAUGCCAACAUAAGUAGCGCAUCUUAUUUUGUCUGAAGGAGAGCAGCAAUAGACAUUUCUACUUUGAUCAAUGAACAGGCGUAGUCCUACAACGUCGUUGGAGUAAACUAAACUAAUAAUAUAAAUUAUGUGUACUGCAUUUUCAUUGAGUGUUGAUAAAGCUCCUAAAAGCCACCGCGGGCACCUUACAACCUGACUGGUCUGCAACUGAGUGAAGAGAAAUAUGACAUCACAGCUCUUGUCAGCUUUAGAGUUGCAGACUGGUCAUAUACAAAUCGUAACGAAAAUCGUAAGGAUUUGACAUUUUGAAUCCUUACAACUGGAUCGCAAGCUCAAUCCUACAUCCAGACAGAGUCGCGACGCGUACAUGAUAUGGAACGCGCAUUCAUGCUAGUAAGCGUCAUUUUCUCAGUUGCUAUGGCAAGAGCGCAUGCAUGAGUCGCAGACAACAUGGUAGUUGGAUCGCAAGGUGUGCGGUGUCGAGGCUUAUUGACUACCUUGCAAUUCAUCUCCACUCACUCAGUCGCAGACCAGUCGGGUCGUAAAGAGUGCGGUGCCCUUAAUUUUAAGAAAGAAUCACAAGUUGUUCGUAAAAAUGUUUGUAAAGUCACUUGUAACUUCCAAACAGCUAUAUGAAACACCCACCAAGUGUGACAGCCCAGCCAAGUACAAAGUAUAGGUGUGUCAUAUAUUUAUUAUUGGGUACAUACAUUUUUAAUCAGAGAAAAAGUUCAAACUUAUCCAGAAUCUUUAAGGUUUUUUUUUUAUUAGAAGUAGUGCAGUAUGAAUUUUAGAGAUUUGUUUAGUCAACGGACGAUUAUCUUCUUUGUUUCUUUUACUUGAUAUAGUUCAGCAUUGAAUUUGAAAUUUGGUUAUUGAUUUGAUAGGCCAUGCGUAUAAAUUCAACCAAAUCUGCACUUACUUCAGCAAAUAGAUCAAUAGUUACUACCUUGGUCUAUAUAGGGCCAUAUGAUGCCUUGGUGCAUGUGAUUUGUUUUCUUGAGGUCGAAAGUGGUCUUUACAGGAAAUAAAACAAGAUGAGUUAGCAGACAAAUGCAGAUAUUUCAUUUUUCCCUCAAAUAGCUUUUCAAAAGAAGUUAUUAACCUUUUUGGCCUCACAGUAUUGGGUUGAAAUUUGGUAAGCCAGGCGUGAAAAAGCUUUCAAAUCUGUUCUUACAUUAACAAGCAGAUCAAUGGGAAUGAACCUACGUGGGGCCACAUGAUGCUGCAGUUAUUAUAUUCUUUUUGCCAAAGGUAGGAUAAUGGGAGCAGAAGUAGACUCUUGUACUUGUUUAUUGGACUUUGAUCGUGCCAUCGUAUUAGCUUCACAUGUAAACACUGAAUAUUUUAAUACACUCAUAUACUCUUUUUUUCUCACCCAAAAUAUUUUUCUUUUCAUUUUCAGUUGAAAGUCGAUCAAAUGAAUACUAACAUGAAGAAAUGUGUUUUUUUUUUUUUUUUACUUUUUUAUGAAUUCCAUGCUGUAUUAUCUUGUGAUAGAGAAACAGGAUUUUGCCAUGAAAAAAAAAUGACUUCCCUGUAGAUAUAAUCUUAUCCUGAAAGUGCAUACAGUAUGUGACAUUAAAUUGUAAAAAUCCUCAUGCUUUCAACCCCCCCCCCCCCUCUGUCUCUUUCUCUCUCUCUCUUAUUUUACAUUGAUAUUUUCUAACGCAUUAGAAAUACUCUGAUUAGAGAAGAGCAACAAGUCCUUGCUCUAUUUGGGAAGAUUUGUGACCAGUUUCGGUUUGCUUUAAAGGGUGUUCUAAAAGCUUUCAAAUUUUUGUUUUUUGACAUAAAAACUUUUUGCAAACUGUUUUGAAAAGGACAAAAGUAUGUUCACAAACGUUUCAUGCUUAUUAUUUCUCAGUGAGUUGAUUUAAUUCAGGAGUUAUGUGAUAAUUUGUUCAUUAGCUUUGGCAAAUCAAAAGAAAUUUAACACCACCAUCUUACAAACAUUUGCAGACUUCUAGCCAUUUUGCGAACGCUAGUUAUUGUAUGCGGGAAAAAAAAUAUUUGAAAAAAAAAGAAAAUGUUCAAAAUUGCUUGUGAGAAGAAAAACUGUUUGCAACAUCAAAAACUAUGUAUAAACCUUCUUCAAACUUUUUGCAAAGCUUUGGAAACCUUUUUAAGAACUUAGCAAAGUCCUAUAUUUGCUACAUUUCAUAAGCAUCCACCGCUCAGUGAAAUACAUCAGGACACUUGCUGCAGAUCAUGACAAGGAUCCCCAUUGGCUUCACAGUUCUUCCUAAAUUUGUCGGAACGAAAAGCAGCCCUAGAAUUCUUACCUAGCAUUCUUCUGAUUUGAUUACGAUGGCCACAUGGGUCAGAACAGUGUCAUCAAUUGUAGAGAGCAUAUAUACAGCUUUCUAUUAGAUUUAGAUAGUAACGCGAAGCCACACCAUCGUCUUCAUUCAUUAGAUGCGAGGUCAGUUGAGCCUUGGGGAAUGUGUCCAUGCUUACUUGUGUUUCUGCUUCUCAAUAGAGAAAUUUAAGCUGAAUUUUCAAAAGAUUGGAUUAUUUUUUUCUAUCCUCAGGUGUCGGUCUCUAGCAUUGUCAGUACCUUUGUUCUCCCAAGGAUAAAAAUGGUGUUUGUAUUUUUGAAAAAUAAGAAAGAAACCAAAACAAGAAAAAUAAUUGUAUUUUGAUGAUGAAAUUCAAAAUGAAUGGACUUUUUUUGGUAUCCAGUCGAUCUAAAACUAUUAUUUAUAAUGGGUGUACGCCAGGAAAUCAACUUUACACUGAAUUUGGCCUCACUCACUUGAUCUUUGAUUUACGUUCUUUCUCAAAUGUUUGUUUGUUCUCAUGAAAAUCAUAUUUACUUCAUAGCAGUGCCACGAGCUCAGGUAGAAAAUAUAUUAUGAUUGAUCAAGAAAAAAGAAUACCCCCCCCCCCUCACAAUAAUAUGAAAACUCGUAAAUGAAAAACCAUGUGCUUGAUCACCCUCUCUUUCAUUAUUUUCCCUUCUAAUACCUUCCUGGAUUUCAAAUGAAUGUUCGUUUUCAAGCCGGGAUGUUAAAAAAAAAGAGUUCUUUGAAAUAUCCAUCCUAAUUGUACCUGCGUGUACAGAUCAUGCGCUGAAUGGGUAUAGUGGUGGUGUGAUCUUGAUGCAUGCUCCUUGUAUUACCAUAAUUUUUGAAUUAGUGGCAUUAAGUGAUGAUGAUGGGUGAAGCGAGCGUGGAGACUGUUAGUGGCAUCAUCAAGGGACCUCUCGGGUUUGAUCUAUCUUCUACCAGAACCCCUUUCUUCAUUAUUCUUUGAUGUGGAUUGCUGGAUGCAGAUUAUUUCUAUUCGUGGAUGUGCAGUGGUCCAGGGCCCCGUUUCAUAAAACAUAAUAACAAAGUUGCGAUAAUUGUUUUAAAACUUAUUAAAUCUUUAGAUUUGAUUGGUUGAUAGUGAACUUGUUAUAGAAAUUGUUCAUUUAUUAUUGUAGCAAGGUUUUAUGAAAUGAGCCCCUGGAUAAUCCGGAUCAUUCAAGUGGUGCUAGUAGGAGGACUCGAUCUGAAAUUGGAUCUGCACUCGAUCUCGUCUCAACCUCAUAUUUCAAUCCAUGAAUGAUUAUCAAAUAGUGUAGCUUCUGUGGUCGAAGGUCCCUGUUUCCCACGAUUUGCGGCACUGCACGUUGUGCAUAUGACCCAAUCAAAUAGCAAAUUCUGUGCGCUUCAUCGCUAAUCAUGGUAUCAUGGCAAUAAUCCAUGGCAUUUCCUCGCUGCACUCUUAAAAAAUAGUGUGGACUAUUUCUGAUUUCGUGAACACAAUUUUUUUGCGUGUGUUUGCAUUGGUCUGAUCCGGAGUCGGUCCGCACUGUUUGAGGGUAAAUUCAUGAAAUGGGGUAUAAGUUUGAUUUAUCUUGGCUUAAUUGAUCUUUCUCUCUCUCUACCAUCCAUAGGGAGACACAUGGUCAUUAGGAUGUUGGUUGAUGGAUGGAGGGAAAAAUCAUCAAAAGAGUCAUCUUUUGGGGAUUAUGGAUAGAGAAGAGAAACACUUCAGAACAUGGCACCUCAUGUAGACAUAGAACAUAAGUGAAAUCUAAAUUUCAAAUUUUUCAUUCUUGAAAUACUCUGAUAGAUAUUUUCUUUGAAGGCUAUGGACAUAUUAAUGUAUUGGUCCAUAGUCUCUUAUCUUUGUUAGAAUGACAUACAGGUUACUCCGCUGUAGUUUAGUCUUUAGAAGUCUGUUCGACUUAGGAGAAAUUUUAUUUAGAAAAGUUAUUAAUGCAUGGUUUGCAUAUUCUGGUUUGAAAUAAUCCUUUGAGUUAGGUGAUUAUUUGACUUCAUGCAGUCUAAGAUUUUAAGUGGGUAUUCGCACACAAAUACUUUGUCUCGUUUUAGAGGGCGUUUGUUUAGAUUUGUUGUGAUUGUUGGGUCGAUAUUUGUUAAGAGUAAUUAUCAUUCUGCUAAGCAGCUGCCAAUCAGCAGACAUUAUACUUUGCAUGAUUGUUGCUUUUCUGAAAUAUAGUACUGUUAGAGGACAAUAUGGUUCAUCAUGUGCAUCAGUGCAUGGACGGUGUGUAUAAUCUUCUUUUGUUAUCGUUCAGUACAGUGAACGUAUUGGAAAUAAUGUUUGCCUAAUAACUCAUGAUAUGAAUGUCUUGAGAUACCGAAAACAAUUCUACUGUUUCGGAUCACUAUCUGUAUUCAAUUUGUUGUCUAUGCAGUAGUGCAACAAGAAAAAGUAACAUGUUGCAAUUUUGUUUGUUUUCGUUUAUCUUUGAUCGCUCAUUUUAGAUCACUUUUUCAGAGGUGAAUUGAAGUCAUCAAAUUUUUAAAAUUUGUUAAUAGAAUUGUAUUAUGUAUUAUAUGGACACAAUUACAACAUGAAUAUGUCAUGAAAAUUUGUAUAGACUUUGUAUUUUAGUUUGUUUUGUUCGAUGUAUGUGAGUAUUCAACUCAAGAUUGGUAACCAAGAUUUUCCAGACAGAAUAUUAUCAAAAGCUUAAAAAGUACCCUACUUUUUAGGAAAAAAAACUUUGUAAUACUAUCAAAUUGCUUGUAAGUGAUGUAUUUUGUGUGUAUAUAUUUAUAUAUAUUAUAAAGUCUAUAGAAAUAAUGUAAUAUAUAAAUAUAUAAUAUCUUUCAAGUGAUUCAGGUAUGACUAGUUUAUGGACAAUAUGAUUGUUAAUCUUGUAACAGUUUAUAUUCUAAAGUUAUAUUGCAUAAAGGAUAUGUAAAUAUACAUGUAUCUUGCUACUUCAUUAUCAUCAGUGAUUUUACAAACCGGCUCAAACCUAAUUUUCGGUCAUUUUUCUAAAAAAAAAUUUUUUUGCAUAUUCUGAAAGCCCGUGAUUUAUAGUACUUUAUUGAUUUGCCAAAUUUCAGAUCAAAAUUCAUAUAAAAGAAAAAAAAUAAGAACAUAUUUAAUAUUUUUACGAACUGGCUCAACCCCCUCCUUUGAUUUUACGAACUGGCUCAAACCAUUCUUUGUGUACUAUAAAGUCUCUGGAAUGGCGCGCACAGGUCAAAGACCAGACCUAGAUUGGGCGCGUAUGCAGUGGGUAUGUGGUUUUUGCAGGAUUUGAGCUUAAAAAAAACAUACGCAUGGCAUGAAUGAUUUUUUACGAACUGGCUCAAACCCCCUGUUUUGGGUAAAAAUUAGCAGCUUCUGAAAUGCAGACAAGCGCUUCAUUUCAAAUAUUGGUAGAAUGAAUACAAAUUGUGGACAGAAUUUUAUGUAUUACAAAAGAAUAGAAUUUAUGCUUUAAAUUGGAAUAAGUAAUUGAUCUGGUUUAAUUCAAAGCGCGAAGUUAUGAGUGUCUGAAAAACAUCCAAACUUUGAACGCUAUUUUCUUGAAAUCAUGUUCUGGAGACCAGUCGAGGUUUGAGCCAAUUUGUAAAAUCACUGACGUUAUGUCACUCAGUUGAUUGAAUAUUUACCUAACUUUAUUUUUUGGGGAUGUUCUUUUUUAAAUGUCAAUCUACUCAGAAAAUUUCCCCAAAAGAAAUUACAAAGGCAAAAAGCAAAAUGCUUCAGACAUGUUUUGUUGGGGGCUAUGACAGUUGGUUUCUUUGUUUGUUUUGUUUCAUAUUUUAUGCUUAAUACCUGGCAAAAACAAAAUACUAAAACUGAGAGUGGAAGCUAAUGACCUUCUUUUAAUUGCUGGUAGCUGCGAUUCCAAGAACAUGAAACAUUAACAUUUGAGUGUGCUUCAUAAAUAUUGUGUUUCAGAUGAUAUCCUGAAUCUGUAACUUUAGGGCAUGGGCUUAAUGCUCUUAGCUAUUUCUAAAUGGUAGUUGUAAUGUGUGCCUAGUUUUCUGGGCUAUUACUCCCUUGAUUGCUUAUUAUCUAUCGCUUAUUAGGCGGUGCUGCACCAGCCCAAGUUUGCUCAAUCUGGAGAUUUUCACCCUAUCAGCUCUCUGCGAUUUUAAGAAACCUCGUAAGAAGAGUGAUUCCUGCUCAAGCGAGGCAUCGAUGCAUUAUGGUCUGACGCCGUGAAUAAAUAAUCCUGCGUGCAUCUGCACCUGGGUAUUAGUGGGAUAAUUCAUAAAGUAGCUUGCUAUUUUGCUAGUAACCCCAAGUUGACUUGAGAUUGAAAUCUCGAGAUUAAACUAGUGUGAUAAUUUUGUCUCCAUUACAAAUAAUGUCAAGAUUGUUCAGAUCAGGAUAAUUUGCCAGAUCAGAAAUAGUGCGCUAAUUUGAAAAGUUGGGCUGGUGUGGACGGCCCUAUUGUGAUAAGAAUAACUUGUCUACUUGCUAUGACUUCGGCUCUCUAGUUUCAGCUUUCUGGCUUCUGAGAUGAAGAGAUUUAAUGGCAGCCUCAUAAUCUGAAUUCUUCAUCAAAAGCUUGGUGUAGAUCAUCGAAUUAUUCAAUUUUCUUUUAAUAAAGUAGCAUAAGGGGUAUGUAUGUGAAAGUAAAAAAAUCAAGUCAACUAUAAAUUGAUCAAUGAAUAAAUAUAUAUAAGCAGUCAUAGAUAAGUGAACAGUUAAGUAAAAUGGUUUCAAACAAAUUAAUUGUCUAAAUUCACUCAAAAUCAUACUUUGUUUAACUCUGGAGGUGUGUUGAAGUGAACAAGUGCAAAGUGGAUUUUAGUAUGUAUAGUCUUUAAACUAGUUUUUUUUUUUUUAAUUUAAAGCUCAACAGUUUAUACACAGUACAUAGUAUUGUUACUUGGAUACAUUGACAACCAUUAUCAUAGCCAUUAUCACUGAUGAAAAUGGGUGAGAUGAGUAUUCAGUCAAGCACUGCAUGCCGUUCUAAUUAUUACGUUUUCACAAUCAAACCAUGCAUAGUGCUUUCACAAUAAUUAAUACUCGGUGCAUGAUAAUUGGUUUGAUUUUGGAUGAAGGGGGAGUUGAGUAUUAAAGUGUGUAUGGCCUUGUAGAUCAGAUUCAUGUUACAUUGUUAUAUUGCUGCUUUGCUAUUCUUUUGAAUUCAUGAACAGGAGCAGGAACAAGUUUAACCCCCAAAAAUAUUUAUUUUCAGCAUAUUUAUCAUACUUUUUUUAAUGUUAAGAACUUGAUUGUCUGUGCAUGAACAGUUCCAAAGUAUCCUCACGUUCCCAGGCUGUACAAUCAAAUUAUGAUGUAAAGUUCAUAAAAAUAUGUUUCAUGAUCAUAUUUCUCCAAAAGUUGCUUAAAUCUCUUUUCUUUUUUUACUGCAGUAUCCUAUUUCCUUUUAACUUUUAUGCAGUCAAUCCUAUCAAAAGAAUGUGACUAAAUGCAAUGAAUUCACUGUGAAUGUCUACUCAUUAUGUUGUACUGAAAACGGUUUGAGAAAAUUUUUGUGUGCUGAAUAAUUAAUGUGUUGAGUAGAAAGUGAUUGCUUAUAAUAUAAAUAAUAUUUCAAUCUUGUUUCAUUCUGAAUAAGUGCAAAAUGGUAAUUGUUAUUUCUCUGAUUCAAUUUCUUUUGCUAUUAUUUUCCUAUUUGUUUCAUUCACAAUUAAAUGUAUUAUUUACUGUUUUAGAAUGUUAUGUACAUAAUAGAUUAUUGUCAAAUAAAUGAUUAUGAAUGAACAUAAUUUCUUGGAAUCAAAGAAUCAU
Molecule: messenger RNA, 13393 nt
Organism: Lytechinus variegatus (green sea urchin)
Lineage: Eukaryota; Metazoa; Echinodermata; Echinoidea; Temnopleuroida; Toxopneustidae
Gene: btbd7
Product: BTB/POZ domain-containing protein 7-like
Exons: 10
Coding region: 594-3065 (823 amino acids)
Biological process (GO): morphogenesis of a branching epithelium
Molecular function (GO): protein binding
Source: RefSeq, a predicted model, not a curated record